Molecule: messenger RNA, 3079 nt
Organism: Haliotis rufescens (red abalone)
Lineage: Eukaryota; Metazoa; Mollusca; Gastropoda; Lepetellida; Haliotidae
Product: nascent polypeptide-associated complex subunit alpha, muscle-specific form-like
Exons: 11
Coding region: 481-2295 (604 amino acids)
Molecular function (GO): protein binding
Source: RefSeq, a predicted model, not a curated record
CUUGCGCUGGGAAGCUGACAGCUAAGAAGGGCCGUAACUCUACAGGCAUACGGACUUCGCGGUUUUGACCAUUUUCUAAUGCGAAAAUACAAGUCAUAUUAAGAGCAAUGUAUGUUUGCAACAAUUUACAUACAAAAACAGUUGGAAGUGAUAACACCGCAUAUGGACCUUCACGGGAUACAAGAACUUUAUCUGAGAAUAAUGCAGUUCUGAAUCUGUCAACUACAUGAAAAGCAAGAUAUUAUGCCUCUUCACUUUUAAACAUCUGAGAUAUCUGUUUCUCUACAGUCACACACGUCGAAAAGAGUAACUUUUUAAUCUGAAUCAGCAUGGUUCAGGAAAUUAGGACAUUCAAAGUUUUCUUAUUCGAACUGAAUGUCAGAUAAUUUUCAAAAGAAAAGGUUAACAUGUAAAGUUUGAUCUGAAUCAUGUGGCAUUUUGCACUGAAGGCCAUGCCAUCGCAACAACGAUACUGAAAAUAUGAUAAAGUGCUACUGUUAUGUGAACAUUGUCCUCUACAUCAUCACAGCCUCUCAGACAGCAUGCCGAGCAUGUCCACCACACACAUACCUACAGAAGAACAACAAGUGCUGUCGCGAAGUCUACUGCCAGGAUGAUACGUAUGUGAAGCCUUGCAAUGAGGACAACAGCACAGACAUCUGUGAAGCUUGUCCACAAGGCUAUACCCUGGCAUAUGGAUCUUCAUCGUUCAAUCCCAGGAAAUGCUAUCAAGAACCCGACAAUAUGCCGGCUCAGGAUGAAGUGGUGGCAGUCAGUGCAACAACAUUUGAGUGUAAUCGCACAGUUGGCUUCAUCCGGCACCUAAGUGAAUCCACACCUAAACUUGGGAGGAUAGAUUGCCAGUUAAGGAGCACUGUUUGUGGCCAGGGGAAGGAGCCAUUAGCUGGCGCUGGAUGUCGCAAGUGUCCUUUCGGCUUCUUCAAGGAAGACCACUCGGACUGGGGCAUGUGCCGGGCCUGGAGAAACUGCUCCAUGCUGGGUCUGGUGGAGAGAACAACAGGCAGUGACAUCAGCGACGUCAUCUGCACCGAACUGGCCGAGGCUUCAACUACUGCCGCUCCAUCCCUACCAACAGGACCAUCUACUGGACAAUCAACUGGACGCCCUGAAGGACCAUCAACUGGAGUCCCUAAAGAACCAUCAACUGGACCCCCCACUGGACCCCCUACUGGACCCCCUACUGGACCCCAUACUACUACUGGAGCACCUCCUCCUCAUGUUCGACCCUGGGUUACACCCACAGCAGCUUCUGUACCGUGUGUGUUAGUUGUACUCACUUGUCUCCUUUGUCUGCUUUGGAAAAGGUGUCCGCAACUGAGAAAUUGUAUCUAUAAAGGAAGUGAAAGUCAAGAUGCUGUGGAAAUGGAACCCUUGAGACGAGACGUAGAAACCCCAAAUGGGAGCCUAGGUUCCAGGAGGUACAUUGGAACUGGGCCCCCAUCCAACACUACAGAGGACACAAUGCUAACAGUGAAUACAGCCAGUCAGCCAUCUUCUCGUGUUGAAGGUAGCUUGAUCCCCCCAGGACAGCUAAGUGUCAGGGAUUCAUCCUCACAGCCUCACUACACUAAUGGGUCAAUACUUCCACACCCCAACAACCAGGUUGACUCAGGAACAUCCAGUUCCAACACUUAUCCAAGUGGGGAGUCCUCCCAAACUGGUCUGAAAGAGGUUUCCGAGCCCACAGUGCAUAUUCCAGAGAAGAAAGAUGUGGAGCCAACGGUGGAUGAAACUAGCCCUAAACUAACAGGUGCUCAGUAUGGUGGCGAUGACCUUGGGGCGGAUGCUGACAAGCAGACUGUCCGGAAGUUGCCAUUCAAUAAUGAAAGUUCACAAAAAAGGUGGAACGGUGUAGCUGUCCAUCCAAGACCAGCUCUGAGAUUGAACACGAAAUCCACUGACAGCACUGACAAGAAGAAGCCUGUGGGCGUCGUGUCACCCAUGAUAACACCAGAUCCACAGCCUCCUCUAUUUUCGCGGAUGCCUGGUGAAAACAGCGACAAUAGCAGCUCCAAUGUCAGUAACUUUGCUAGCUCCAGCGGACACUCCAGGCCAAGCCAACCCCCAUUUGCUCGUGGAAACAGUUCCGAGAGGCCAACUCAACAGGCAGUGGUUUCUCCACUUUUUAAUGUGCAGCCAGGUCGGGCAGUGGCUUGGACCGCUCCUGCAGCUCAGCGGCACAGAGAAGCAGCAGAGGAGGCUGGUGUACAGGGAACGCCAGACUUACGCCAGCCACACUUCCCAACACUGAGUUCUGAUGAACACCAAACAUAGUGGAGGUUGGGCCAUUUUAUUACAGGAUUACAAAUGUAUUGGAGAUGAGUGCAUGUACUGUCCACGAAAGUGAGCUGUCAGAAGUGGACGCUAAACACCUGAAUGACUGACUAUGGUUCUAGGUGAAUGGUGUGAUCUUAUUUUCAUCUUAAGAUGGUAUUUUUGUCUUAGGAAAUCGGCAAUAUUUUCAGGGCAAUAAGCUAUACAGUGGUUAUGAAUUUGAAGCGUCACAGGAAUUCAACAUGGCCACUGUACACACAGGAAUUCAACAUGGCCACUGAAUCACUUGGACUUACGUGACCAUUAAAUUCAAGAAAACCAUGGGUGUUCAAGCUGGAAAGUUGAGAUGAGAUUUGUGAAAUGCACCCAUCAUUAAUGUGAUGACAUAUAUCAUUGCUGUAUCCAUAAUCAUAAGUGUCUGACUGAACAGUGUUGUCAUCUCUCAUCAAGAUAAAAUCUUGCAUCUAAACAUUAUGUGUAGCAAUUCCUACCCAAUGUGUUCACUGGUCAGUAUGGAGGGGUUGUCAGUUUGUUUGUUUAUCUUUGUGUGUUGUUUUCUCACCUUCUGUGUUUGACACACACUGUUAUUUAUAAUUUUAUAUUGGCUGUGUGUGUAUGUGUGUGUGGUCACACAGGAAGGUCAGUAGGACCACGACAUACAGUCGUCAUACAAACUCACCAGGUGUUUAACACAGUAAUAUAAGGGUAACGCUAUUUUUCAGGGCAUUAUCAUUUGCAGAAGCCCGAGAUCAUCCAUUAACUGCCCGACGAAGGAGGGCAGUUG